AUGUGCUUGAGAGCCCAUUUCUCAACGCUCCUAUCUCCUUUCCCAAUUCUCUCUUUCACUCCUCCUCCACUCCCUCCACUUACUCGCUUCUUCCCAGCCUAUGCGCCUGAUACUGCUGCUCACACUCCUGCACCUGUUCUCUCUAUCCCACUCUCUCUUUGUUUCUUUCUCUCUUUCUCACCCAACUUUACAUUUUUCGCUCUUGCACCUGCUGCUACACUCACACCUUUUGCCCCUCCAAUUGUCACUCCCUCAUUUAAUCCUGACUCUGGAACAUCAACUCACGCCUUUGCCACUGCUUCGCUUCUCACACCGACUUUCUAUUCUCCUCUUUCUCCGGCUCUUGCUAAUGCUUUUUUUCGAGCAUAA
This is a messenger RNA of Protopolystoma xenopodis, 369 nucleotides long. Lineage: Eukaryota; Metazoa; Platyhelminthes; Monogenea; Polystomatidea; Polystomatidae. The record is from the annotation of a GenBank genome assembly.